This is a messenger RNA of Penicillium roqueforti, 381 nucleotides long. RefSeq lists its product as uncharacterized. The transcript has a single exon. NCBI's taxonomy places the organism in Eukaryota, Fungi, Ascomycota, Eurotiomycetes, Eurotiales, Aspergillaceae. The record is from RefSeq and is a predicted model, not a curated record. The coding region runs from base 1 to 381 and encodes 126 amino acids.
AUGGACGGAUCUCGCGUGCACCCGCAUAAUUUCCGAGAGAUCUACACAAAAGCCUGCGAAGCCUUCGCCCACAAGCUGCAAUGCCAGGUAUUCGUUCUCCUCUGCCCAUCCCCCAGCCCAGACAUGGAAGAGAUCCCGACACGGCUGGAUGAGCUCGGCGAGCGAGUCAUGCAGAUCGGGUUCCUGGGUGAGGUCGGUGAGGUCGGUGUCCGGGAUCAUAACCGCGUGCGUGUUCGUUGGGGGUCGCUUCCUAUUAAGGAGAUUUGCUUUCAGAUUAAGUGGGAAUUGGCUGUUCUUAAGGAUGAGAUUGCUGGUGGUCAGACGCCGCCUCAGUUGAUUGCGGAGCUUUUGGCGGAGAUUUUGGAUUCGUUGCCUUUUUGA